AAUACAUUGAUCUGAUUGAUCAAAAUUUGACUUAAUUUUACGUCCAUAAAUUGUAUUUGUAGACAGGCUCAUGGCUUCGUUCCUAAUAAGAAUAAAGUACAUGCUUAAUAAAGACGGAAAUGAAAAACAAGGGCGUUAACGUUACCUGAUAGUGAUAUCGUGUAUAUGUUGUCAAAAUGGACUUAUACUCAUGUAGCUGCUGCCUGCUACGGCCGCCAGAGAAGGGGCUCACUACGCUGUACAACCAUAACGGCAAAACGGAGGUAUACUCCGACAUGCUAAGAGAAUGCUUUGAGAUAAAUCUGAUCUUGGGAAAUGAUAAGUAUGGAAUCUGUGAGGUGUGUCUUGGCCGCCUGAGAGAUGCAAGUGAUUUUAAACUGCAAGUGAAGUGCAGUCAAGCAAAGCUGCAUGAGUGUCUGCAAAUAGAUUUAUCUGACACAAAAAAGAUAGAGGAAAUAACCCUCAAGGAGAAGCAUGAAACAGAUGAUGGCACACAGUUUAAUAUCAAGUUGGAGAAAGCCUGUGGAAAUGAGGCUGUAAGGCGUGAAAUCAAAUUGGAAAAAUCUGAUAUUGAGAUGCCUGAUGGAGAGACAGUGGCGUUAUACGGCGGGGCACCAACGCCGGCGCCUGCUGACGUAACCAUCUGCGACUCGCCAGAACCAGCUGCCACGUCCGUCGACGCAGCGCACACAUGCGACAUCUGCCAGAAAUCAUUCGACCACCAAUCCAGGCUUAAAGUUCACCGUCGAAUACACACCGGAGAGAAACCGUACUCGUGCAACGUAUGCAACAAAAAAUUCGCACAAAAAGGCAACUUGAAUGCUCACUUCAAAUACCACAUGGGCGACUUUAAGUUUUCUUGCGAUAAGUGCGACACACGAUUUACACAAAAAUCUCAUUGGAGCAAACACAUGUUGAUACAUACCGGAGAAAAACCUCACAAAUGCAAAGUGUGCAACAAACAAUUUAGACAAAAAGGUAGCUUAAAUGUUCAUUUGAAAAUACAUUUGAAAUCUGAAAGUAAUCGUCUUGAACCAGGAGAACUGCCUUUAUGUAAAAAAGAAAUAGCAGAUAACUCAAAUAAUCGUUCAAAAGAUUUGGGAGAAAAACCUCACACCUGUGAUAUAUGUAAAAAACAAUUUGCAGAAAAAUGUAAUUUAACAGCUCAUCUCAAAAAUCACACGGGGGAUUAUCAAUUCUCCUGCGAUGUCUGCGAAAGGAAAUUCGCUUCAAAGUCCAGCUUGGACACUCAUAAAUUUGUUCACAUGGGAGGAAAACCGUUCACAUGCGAGAUAUGUCAUAAAAAAUAUACUACAAAAAGUGUGUUAAGACUACAUUCUAAAAUUCACUCGGGGGAUUACAGCUUUUCCUGUGAUGUGUGCAGCAAACGGUUCAUACAAAAAGAAGCCUUAAUAAAACAUAUGCGCGUACACACUGGUGAAAAGCCUUAUUCCUGCGAUAUUUGCCAAAGGAAGUUCUCGUACAAAUGCGGCUUAAAGAGUCAUUUAAUAGUUAGACACGGCCAAGUUCUAGACCGCCCCAAUCAACCCGUCCCGUCCUAUUCAUGUGAAGUAUGCAGCAAGCAAUUCAAAUGUAAGUCCGCUUUAAAAAGACAUGUACAGACUCACACAGGUGAAAAGGAAUUUAGUUGUGAUAUUUGCGGGAAACAAUUUUCACUAAAAAGUUCUUUAACUAAACAUAUAGAUAUACAUAUGGGAAAAAAACCACAUAUGUGCGAAAUAUGUAGCAAGCGAUUCACACUAAAAAGUACUUUAAGAGCUCACAGAGAAACGCAUAAUGAAGAACGACCAUUCGCCUGCGAAAUAUGUAAUAAGGCAUUCAGACUGAGCAAAUGUUUACAGGACCAUAUGAAGGUGCAUGAGGACUUUAAGCAACACUCUUGUGAAGUUUGUGGCCAGCAGUUCAGACAUAAAUCUGCUUUAACCGUUCAUAUCCGGAGACUCCAUCUUAGAGAGAGGCCGCAUACUUGUGAUGUAUGUGGGAAGAAUUUUCCAGUUCUUGCCGAACUAAAGACCCAUUAUCGUGUACACACAGGCGAGAGACCGUACGCUUGUUCUGUUUGCCAUAAGAAAUUUCAUCGACACGAUGGAAUCAGGCGACAUCUUAUACGAGUCCAUCAUGAGAAACCCACAAAAUAUAUUAAAUUAAAAGAAUUUUCUGGUAAUAGCUAGAUUAAAACUGUAAUACCAUAAAUAUACAAUUUUUUAAUAAGAUGUAUCGGAAUUAUACUGCUACUACAACUACCGUUAAAACUAUGGUACACGUUCAUGUAUGGCGGCGGUCGCGUGAGGCGGAGACUAAUGAGAAUACAUUACUUGAAACUAUAUUCACCGCUCAUCAUCUUCUAAUAAUAUUUCAAGGUACCUUAAAAGAGAAAUGCUGAAACAGUUGCAAGGAAAUUACAAUUAAAUAACUAGUGGGUACAUAAUUGGAGCAUCCUGUACUCGGGCGAAUGUAGACCCGUUCGGCCAGCGAUAAGCAACAAUAGGAUAAGGAAACAAAAUGUAUCUCCUCUCAGUGCAAUGAUUAUCGGUUUUUUGUAAUUUAUAAAUUGCUGAUAAUAACCUGAACCUGAGUAUAGUUAUUAUGAACAAUUGAACAGUAUGUUAUGCUUUUAAGAUAAUUUAUUUUUGUAUAACAUCUACUACGGGAAUGGAGUAUCCAGAUAAACCUUAGGGCCUACGCUAGCUGGCGCGGGUGCACGGAGCGGACGAGCGAGUUAACGAAAAAUAGUAUGAGCAACGCUAACUGAAGCGGACGCGUGCGGCGGAUUUCACCUACAAAUAGCACCCGCGUGCGUGCGCGCGUGGCAGGCGUCCGCGUCAGCUAGCAUAGACCCUUACAGGUUUAACGAUACUUAGUAAAUAAGCUUAGUUUUUUUUUGUAAUUACCUGCAUUAAAAAAAAACAUAUAUCAGUAUUUUAAAUGUUUCCUAUAGUUUCGAUCGAUAAGAAAAAUGUGAGCUUUGUUUUAAGUAGGUAUUACUUUGUGAGUUCUGGAUAUUAGCCAAAAAUGCGAAGCUUAUAAUUCAAUGUUACGGUGAUCAUGAGGUACUUAUAUUAUAAAAUGAAUACAAAAAUAAUGUGGACUAAAAUGUAAUCUUUAUUUAUUUUCAGACUUACAAUAUUUAUACAAUGUUCUACAUAUUUUUUACUAUAUUUUUUGUUGGAAGUCGAGUUGAAUAAAACUAUACCUAUAGCAAGUAAGCUUAAGUCCGCCUCUUGUACACAAUUUGUUUUAUGCAAUAAAGAAAUGUAAUUAAA
Molecule: messenger RNA, 3284 nt
Organism: Cydia pomonella (codling moth)
Lineage: Eukaryota; Metazoa; Arthropoda; Insecta; Lepidoptera; Tortricidae
Product: gastrula zinc finger protein XlCGF57.1-like
Exons: 5
Coding region: 177-2192 (671 amino acids)
Cellular component (GO): nucleus
Molecular function (GO): zinc ion binding
Source: RefSeq, a predicted model, not a curated record